Molecule: messenger RNA, 240 nt
Organism: Funneliformis geosporum
Lineage: Eukaryota; Fungi; Glomeromycota; Glomeromycetes; Glomerales; Glomeraceae
Source: the annotation of a GenBank genome assembly
AUGAAUCAUGAAGAAUCAUCUUUGUCUGCUGUAAAACAGAAAACCCAAUGCACGCUUUCCGAAUUAAUUCAAUAUCAAUGUCGAAUUGAAGAAAACCGAGUUAUCUGCGUUCCAUUUGUUAGAAUUUUUAAAAAAUGUAUUGGCAAACCAACUGUUGAAAUAACGCCGUUUUAUGAUUCCGAGGGUAAUCCUAUUGCUCCUGGUCACCCUGCUUCAUACUUGAUUUUCACUAAUCGAUAA